This is a messenger RNA of Entamoeba dispar SAW760, 1548 nucleotides long. RefSeq lists its product as uncharacterized. The transcript has 4 exons. The coding region runs from base 1 to 1548 and encodes 515 amino acids. Lineage: Eukaryota; Evosea; Mastigamoebida; Endamoebidae. The record is from RefSeq and is a predicted model, not a curated record.
AUGGAUUUUUGGUCAUUACAAGGAGUAACAAGUAUAUCAUCAACGAUAGAUGAGAUAUUAAAGAAAAAGGGAUGUCAAAUAGAAGAAAUAUUUGAAGAUCCACAUUAUUUAUUAGAAUUAAAAUCUAAUGAAAGAUUGAUUGAAUUUGUUUUAAAAGAAGAAAAUAUAGAAAAAAGUAUUAAAUAUAUUUGUGAUGGAGAAAGUGGGAAAAAAGGAGGAAUGGCAUCAGAAACAUUUUCAAGUGAAGUAGAAAAGAUUCAAGAAGAAAUAAUUAAAAGAAAAGAAAUUCAAGAGAAAUUAAUAGAAACAUUUAUAAAAGAAAAAGAUAAAAGAGUACUAAAUAAUAUAGUAAAUAUAUUAAUAGCAUUAAAUAAAAGAGAAGAAUUUAAAAAAGAAAUAGGAAAGAAAGAAAAAAUGAUAAAUAAUUUAUAUGACAAUUUAAAUGAAUCAAUUAAAAGUAAUUAUUUACUUUUAUUAAUUCAAACAAAUACAAUUGAAAAUAAUAAUAUGAAUAAAUUUAUAGAGAAAAUAAUAGAAGGAAAAUAUAUUGAAGAGAUUGAAGUAAUUUUAAAAGAAAUUAUGGAAUGGGAGAAUUCAAUAAGUCAAAAAAUGUAUGAAGAAUUUAUUAAAUCAGAUAAAAUAGAAGAAUAUUUUGAAAAUAUUAUUUUAAAUAAAGGAGAUAAAAAAAAAGAAUUAAUUCAUAUUUUAAGAAUAAUAUUACCACUUAAGAAAGAAAAUAAUAUUAAACAAGAAAAAAUGAUAAAAGGAUUAGAAAAAGUAAUAGAAAAUAUAGAAAAAGAUAUUAAAAUUAAAGAAGAAAAAAUUGAAGAAGAAAUAAUUGAUUUUGAACAUAUUAUUGAAUAUUGUAUUGAAUAUGAAGCAGAAAUAAUUGAAAGAAAAGGAGAAGAAAUUAUUUCAAAACUUCUUUCAAUAUAUUUAAUAAAAAAAAACAAUUCAAGUAUUUAUCGACAAUAUUUAAAUGAUAUUUUUACAAUUCUUAUUAAAAAGAAUAAAAAUUUAAUUAAUAAUAUUUUAAAAAAUUAUAAAUUAACUGAACAAUUAAUUGAAAAUGAUAAAUUAUUAUUAAAAGAUCAUUUUAAAUUCGAUUUAUAUAUAUUUGAAUAUUAUUUAAUGAUUCAACUCUAUUCUAUUACAAAAGAUGAUCUUUCUUAUAAUAUUUUUAAUGACUAUAUUCUUAAAGAAGUUCUUCCUAGACAAGAAAAUAAUACUAUUUAUUUUAAAAAACCUUCUACUAUUUCAUCUAACAAUAAUCAAAUUAAACCUUUUCUUAUUGAUGAAAUUGACCAAUUAAAUUCUUCUCUUUCUAUUAAUGAAAAUCCUUCUUCAUCUUCAACAAAUUUAUUUGACUUUAAAAAUACUUCUAAUUUUAAUGAUGAAUCUUCUACUUUCAAUUUUAAUUCUUCUUCUUUUGGUGAUACUCAUCCAUCAAAUCUUGUUUCUUCUAAACCUAAUUUUGAUGAAUCAAAGAAUUCUUUCAAUUUCGAUUCUUUUUCUUUUGAUUCUACUGAUUUCGGAGAUUUUAAUUAA